AUGGACGAGAUCCAAGUGACGCCUCGGAGUAAGACGACUGAGAAUGAAAAGGGGAGCGCGUCAAAAGUCGUGAGCGUGGGAAAGGACAAGACCGUUGGGACCUCUGGUCCUGGUGGAAGAGAGAGGAAACGUGCAGUCAAAAUUGAAGAACUGGAAAGGAGAAGAGCAAGAGAUGCAAAGUUUGGCGUCGGUAGAGACGAGUCCGAGGCUUCCGAUGACGACGUCACUCGUUCUCCUCGUCGACGGUCCAGACGCUCACGUUCGAGCUCGAGACAUUCACGACAUUCACAUGGGCUGGGACAUGAAAUUCAACCGGAUCUAGCCGAGGGCCUGCCCGAACAAUUUGCAGGUCAAGAGAUCGAAGAUCUACAUUAUGGUGCGGGACCUGCAGAAAUCGAAAUGGAGCGAGAGGUCAUCAAUGGAUGGUGGGAUGGAGAGGAGGAUGAGGAGAUGUUCAUCUCCCACUUGAGCGGAUCAGAAGCCGACCGCCAAUCGCAGUCGUCUGUCAGCUCAGAUUCCGACGAUCCCAUGUCUGGAUCCGAAGACGCUUCGACAUCCGACGAGGAAUUGGAUGAAUUUGGCUUCCCGUUGCCGAGUCAAGAUAAUGGCGCUGAAGCGGGGCCUCUGGUCCUUAUGGAAAAUUGGGACGGUCAAUUCGUCCUGGUCCAGCCGAGGCAGGAUCGCUCUCAGAGCCGUCGUCAUGGGUCAAGAGGAUCUCGUACGGCUGGCUCUGUGGGCGCCAGUACAACCUUCUCCGUCGGAACCGGAGCAGAAGGAGGUGAACAAUUGCUCAUCGACCCUGAUGCCAUGGAUCCAAGCUCCGAAUCUGAAUGGUCAGGAUUGACCGAAGAGAGUGAUGAAGGCGAUACAACUGAUUCAAUGGCGGAAGAGGAUAUGCCAAUGUUGGAUUCUCCGGCUUUGGACCAAUUAAUAGGCGAACAAAUGGCCAAUGUGUCCAUGGGCGUCGCAGUCAAACCCGCUGGACCGAUGUCGAGUAUCUCGUCGGGCACAAACUCAGCGGCUCCGAGCAUUCUUAAUGGAUUGGCCGAGGUUCCUGUAUCGACCCCAGCGAUCGUCGUCACGGAUGCCUCGGGCGACUUAGUGGCUGCUUCAACCCCUGGUCCGUCUACUCAAGAGACCCCGUUGCCCGCGGCUCCGACGAUGGGCACUUUCCACCCUACUACCACGCACCCGUCCCAGCACGCUGUGAUCGACGGCAGCAAUACACCGACGAAAUCGCCAUUCACCCACCGCCGUCGAUCACGUACGAAAGAUCGAAGUGUCCGCGGUCGAUCCGAUUCUUUUCCUUCCAUCGCAUCCCGUGAUGAGAGGGAGAGGAAGAGAAAGACGCUUCAAUAUGAUGCGGAUCAUUUUGCGAUCCCGGACAUCCCGAAGCGUCUACGGUACUCGUCUAUACCUGGUCAUCCGAGGUUCAUCGCUGCAAAGCGAGCCGCCAUGUCUGAUAUGGAUAUGGAGGAUACGCCAUCUGAAGAGGACGAUCAACAAGCGGGUCCCGAAGAGGUUCUCGACCUGGAAGACAUGUUGGAAGAGAGUAUUUUGUCUCCCACGGGACAUGACGAUGAUGACGAUGAUCAAGAAGAAGGAGGAUUUAGAUUCGAUCGUGUACCCGUUUCGCGAUACUUGAAACGACAUUUCGGGACAGGAUCCAAGCGAGGAAGUAUGAGCCAUGGUCCGGGGUCAAAAGGAGCCCAUGGACACCAGCACCAUCUUCCACAGCAUCACUCGACUGGACACACGGUCCGAUCGUGGUCUAUGCCUACUUCUGCCGGGGUCGGGGUAGGACCAGGUAUCACGGAACCUAUGCACCAGUACCCUUUCGGUUUGACGGUCGGUUCGACUAUUGGAGGAUUGGACCAUACCCUCGCUGGACCCGUCGGACGGAUGAUGCUCCUUUCGCCCGGUCUCGCUCCAGUCCAUGAGGACAGGAGUGGUGUCUUGUCAAGGAAGGAAAAGAGGAGAAAGAGGAGGAGAGCAAUGGGUGCUUUGGCUACCGGCCAGGAUAUCCCAGAGCUCGCUAUAUAA
Kockovaella imperatae is the source of this 2043-nucleotide messenger RNA. RefSeq lists its product as hypothetical. The transcript has 3 exons. Bases 1 to 2043 code for a protein of 680 amino acids. The record is from RefSeq and is a predicted model, not a curated record. NCBI's taxonomy places the organism in Eukaryota, Fungi, Basidiomycota, Tremellomycetes, Tremellales, Cuniculitremaceae.